Anoplopoma fimbria (sablefish) is the source of this 2132-nucleotide messenger RNA. Its product is annotated as tripartite motif-containing protein 16-like. Gene Ontology annotation, molecular function: protein binding; zinc ion binding. Lineage: Eukaryota; Metazoa; Chordata; Actinopteri; Perciformes; Anoplopomatidae. The record is from RefSeq and is a predicted model, not a curated record. The transcript has a single exon. The coding region runs from base 146 to 1819 and encodes 557 amino acids.
GACGGGUGUAACCAACAUGGUGGUGACGUACAAGAGCUGACAGUUCCUGUUCACUGCAGAGACACAUGUUGUUUUGAUCAGAAGUUAAAGUAGAGUCAUUUCUGAGGAAGUGAAACUCAGACAGUCGUUGUCACUGAGAGGUGAAAUGGCGCAGAAAGGAGUUCAGCUGGACCAGGAAACCUUCUCUUGUUCCAUCUGUCUGGAUCUCCUGAAGGAUCCGGUGACUAUUCCCUGUGGACACAGCUACUGCAUGAACUGUAUUAAAACCCACUGGGAUGAAGAUGAUGAGAAUAAACUCCACAGCUGUCCUCAGUGUAGGCAGACCUUCACACCGAGGCCUGUGCUGCUGAAAAGCACCAUGUUGGCAGAUUUAGUGGAGCAACUGAAGAAGACUGGACUCCAAGCUGCUCCUGCUGAUCACUGCUAUGCUGGACCUGAAGAUGUGGCCUGUGAUGUCUGCACUGGGAAGAAGAUGAAAGCUGUCAAGUCCUGUCUGGUGUGUCUGGUCUCUUACUGUGAGAAACACCUUCAGCCUCAUUUUGAUUCACCUGCCUUUGAAAAACACAAGCUGGUGGAGCCCUCCAACAAGCUCCAGGAGAACAUCUGCUCUCGUCACGAUGAGGUGAUGAAGAUGUUCUGUCGUACUGAUCAGCAGUGUAUCUGUUAUCUCUGCUCUGUGGAUGAACAUAAAGGACACGACACAGUCUCAGCUGCAGCAGAAAGGACUGAGAGGCAGAGAGAGGUGGAGGUGAGUCGACUAAACAUCCAGCAGAGAAUCCAGGACAGAGAGAAAGACGUGAAGCUGCUUCAACAGGAGGUGGAGGCUAUCAACCGCUCUGCUGAUAAAACAGUGGAGGACAGCGAGAAGAUCUUCACCGAGCUGAUCCGUCUCAUGGAGAAAAGAAGCUCUGAUGUGAAGCAGCAGGUCAGAUCCCAGCAGAGAACUGAAGUGAGUCGAGUCAAAGAGCUUCAGGAGAAGAUGGAGCAGGAGAUCACUGAGCUGAAGAGGAACGACGCUGAGCUGCAGCAGCUCUCACACACAGAGGACCACAACCAGUUUCUACACAACUACCCCUCACUGUCACCUAUCAGUGAGUCUACAGACUCAUCCAGCAUCAACAUCCGUCCUCUGCUCUACUUUGAGGAGGUGACAGCGGCUGUGUCAGAAGUCAGAGAUAAACUACAGGACGUCCUGAGAGAGAAAUGGACAAACGUCUCACUGACGGUGACUGAAGUGGAUGUUUUACUGUCACAACCAGAACCAAAGACCAGAGCUGGAUUCUUAAAGUAUUCACGUGAAAUCACUAUGGAUCCAAACACAGCAUACAUAUAUCUGUUAUUAUCUGAGGGGAACAGAAAAGCAACAUUUAUGAAACAACAACAGUCUUAUUCUAGUCACACAGACAGAUUCACUGUAUGUGAGCAGGUCCUGAGUAGAGAGAGUCUGACUGGACGUUGUUACUGGGAGGUGGAGUGGAGAGGAGGAGGAGUUGAAGUAGCAGUCGCAUACAAGAACAUCAGCAGAAAAGGGGGCUGGGAUGAAUGUAUAUUUGGAUACAAUGACAAAUCUUGGGCAUUAAGAUGUGAAAAUAACAGUUAUAACUUUUGGUACAACAAAGUCCAAACUCCCGUCUCUGGUCCUCGGUCCUCCAGAGUAGGAGUGUACCUGGAUCACAGUGCAGGUGUUCUGUCCUUCUACAGCGUCUCUGAAACCAUGACUCUCCUCCACAGAGUCCAGACCACAUUCACUCAGCCUCUCUACGCUGGACUUUGGCUUUGUUCAUUUGGAUCCACUGCUGAGUUCUGUAAACUCAAAUAGACUGAAGUCAUUUAAGGGUUAAAUUCUGUGUCUUAACUCUUAAACUCAUUUAGUCUCCAUGUUUGUUGCUGAGAGCUGAUUGUUGUGGCGUUUCUUCACUGCACAGAGAUCAGCUGUCAGUCAAACAUUCUGGUGGUAUUUUGACAUCUUCUCAUUAGUUCUUCUGUAAAUGUUUGACUUUCUUUAUGUGGCUCUCCUUCCUGUUUCUGUUUAGCCAUGGAGGCUAUCACUGCUCAUGAUGAUGUCUGUUUACCUGACGUUUCUCUGAAAGAACAUUUAAACUUCUCUUUGCUCUCAAUGAUGAAUAUCGUUA